AUGGAUAGUGAAAGAAAAAGCCUUCCUUAUGAUGAUUUAAACCGACCUUUCACAACGUCGGGGACGUUCGCUGUGGAAUGGCGUGAACGCAGUGAGGCGAUAUUGGAAAGUAUCACGGAAGACGAGGAUGUAGAAAUGGAAUCUUUCUCGACGAGAAGCGAAAAUGAAAAUCCGAAUGUAGUCCAAUCAGUACAAAUGAUUCUUGGAGUGCCUAACCGAAAAACAUGGGAGGAGAAAAGCCUGGGUGCUGGUACCUUAGAUGGUGACAGAGAGUGUUAUGAAGUAAAUCCAUAUGAAGAGUGGUGCAAACCGGAUGGGGUAUUUUCUGAUGUGGAUUUGAAGAAUUGUGAAAAUAAAGUGGUUGAUGAAAAGAAAACAACAACUCAGGGUGAUUCAACAAACUGCGUGUUGGUGGUGCCGGAGGUGAACAAAGAUACGACGACUACCACUCUGGUGAGUAGCGAAGCCCCCAUGUCUUUAGAUCCCCCACAGAGCGAAAAUGAACAUCCUUCUCGGGAAAUUAACAAGGCUGAUGUUCAAGACGACGACAAAGACAAUAUCGAUCAAAAAGAGGGAGAAAAAAGGGAGGAAAAGACAGCCGAAGAAGUAAACGCGCAUUGCGACGUAAAGAAUGAUGUCGUAAUCGCACAAAAGGCGGAACAGGCCCCUGCAAGGGAUUCCUGCCUGAGCAGUGCGCAUCUUUCUGUCGAUAAAACAGAGGAAUUCCAACCUCCCGGAGUGCUCGCGGCCAACCCAACAAAAGUUGAAAAUGAGGAGGAAAGCCGUAGCCCCAUUCUUUCCCCGGUAGAAACCGCCGCGCAGCAGAGCCUCCGGCGGCUGCGGAAAACUUUAUUGAGCCCCUUUCCACGCGAAUUUCGCACGAUCGACCAUGACACCGCGGAAGGAAAGGCCGUCCCGAAAGACACGCCCACCCCUCCCGCGGCGCGGCGUCAAAAGGAGCAGGCGCCGUCCAUGGAGCCUCUUCUGCGGCUCCUCCACGGCCUUUGCGAGUAUUCGACUUUCCUUCACGGGGGCGAGAAGCGCCGCCGCGACGAGGUCCUCACCCCGCCCGCGCAAAGCCAUGAUAAGAACAACGGUGAUGGUAGGCCACAUGGCAGAAAGGGAGGGGGGAAACGCCGGGCGUCAGCGGGGGUGGUGAGUUUUGGACGGCGCCGGCGAGCCCGUCUAACGGACAGCCUAGCCCAGGGCGCCAAAGGCGAAAACGACGAAGUGAUCCCGGCCGAGGAAUCGCGUCAAGCUGCGGGUCUGCCCCCUUGCGGGUUUUCAUUUAAGCGCUGGAACCUCUCGAAGGCGACGGCCUUAGUGAAGGAACCCCAUACCUCGUCUGGUGUGAGCAAAGGGGAUAUGGAGAAGACGCUUGGUUUAUUAAACGAUGGGGAGAUCCCCGUUGAGGCGUUUAUGUCCGGUGAAGAACAAGAAAAGUAUGCUCGCUACGCGAUGAGCAGUGGAAAGCUUCGUCAUGAAUGCGUGGAACCCUUUCAGUUUUUGUUCUCGACAUCGCAAAAGCUUCGGCUUGAGCUGCAAGAGCAACUUAACAACCUCGGGAAAGGACAAGGAAUGGGUUAA
This is a messenger RNA of Phytomonas sp. Hart1, 1587 nucleotides long. NCBI's taxonomy places the organism in Eukaryota, Euglenozoa, Kinetoplastea, Trypanosomatida, Trypanosomatidae. The record is from the annotation of a GenBank genome assembly.